AUGUCUAAUAUUACAUCCCCUAAACUAGUUGGACCUGUAGUGGUUGUAGUUGGCUCUUCAGUUGUGGUAGUAGUAGGUUCAGUUGGUGGGAUUGUAGAUUUUGUGGUUGUGGUUGGCUCUUCAGUUGUGGUAGUAGUAGGUUCAGUUGGUGGUGUUGUAGAUUGUGUGGUUGUGAUUGGCUCUUCAGUUGUGGUAGUAGUAGGUUCAGUUGGUGGGAUUGUAGAUGUGGUUGUGGUUGGCUCUUUGGUUGUUGUGGUAGUUGUAGGUUCAGUUGGUGGGGUUGUAGAUUUUGUGGUUGUGGUUGGCUCUUUGGUUGUGGUAGUAGUAGGUUCAGUUGGUGGGAUUGUAGAUUUUGUGGUUGUGGUUGGCUCUUUGGUUGUUGUGGUAGUUGUAGGUUCAGUUGGUGGUGUUGUAGAUUGUGUGGUUGUGGUUGGCUCUUCAGUUGUGGUAGUAGUAGGUUCAGUUGGUGGGAUUGUAGAUGUGGUUGUGGUUGGCUCUUUGGUUGUUGUGGUAGUUGUUGGUUCAGUUGGUGGGGUUGUAGAUUUUGUGGUUGUGGUUGGCUCUUUGGUUGUGGUAGUAGUAGGUUCAGUUGGUGGGGUUGUAGAUUUUGUGGUUGUGGUUGGCUCUUUGGUUGUUGUGGUAGUUGUAGGUUCAGUUGGUGGUGUUGUAGAUUGUGUGGUUGUGAUUGGCUCUUCAGUUGUGGUAGUAGUAGGUUCAGUUGGUGGGAUUGUAGAUGUGGUUGUGGUUGGCUCUUUGGUUGUGGUAGUAGUAGGUUCAGUUGGUGGUGUUGUAGAUUGUGUGGUUGUGGUUGGCUCUUCAGUUGUGGUAGUAGUAGGUUCAGUUGGUGGUGUUGUAGAUUUUGUGGUUGUGGUUGGCUCUUCGGUUGUGGUAAUAGGUUCAGUUGGUGGUUUUGUAGAUUGUGUGGUUGUGGUUGGCUCUUCAGUUGUUGUAGUAGUGGGUUCAGUUGGUGGUGUUGUAGAUUGUGUGGUUGUGAUUGGCUCUUCAGUUGUGGUAGUAGUAGGUUCAGUUGGUGGGAUUGUAGAUGUGGUUGUGGUUGGCUCUUUGGUUGUUGUGGUAGUUGUAGGUUCAGUUGGUGGGGUUGUAGAUUGUGUGGUUGUGGUUGGCUCUUUGGUUGUGGUACUAGUAGGUUCAGUUGGUGGGAUUGUAGAUUUUGUGGUUGUGGUUGGCUCUUUGGUUGUUGUGGUAGUUGUAGGUUCAGUUGGUGGUGUUGUAGAUUGUGUGGUUGUGGUUGGCUCUUCAGUUGUGGUAGUAGUAGGUUCAGUUGGUGGGAUUGUAGAUGUGGUUGUGGUUGGCUCUUUGGUUGUUGUGGUAGUUGUAGGUUCAGUUGGUGGGGUUGUAGAUUUUGUGGUUGUGGUUGGCUCUUUGGUUGUGGUAGUAGUAGGUUCAGUUGGUGGGGUUGUAGAUUUUGUGGUUGUGGUUGGCUCUUUGGUUGUUGUGGUAGUUGUAGGUUCAGUUGGUGGUGUUGUAGAUUGUGUGGUUGUGAUUGGCUCUUCAGUUGUGGUAGUAGUAGGUUCAGUUGGUGGGAUUGUAGAUGUGGUUGUGGUUGGCUCUUUGGUUGUGGUAGUAGUAGGUUCAGUUGGUGGUGUUGUAGAUUGUGUGGUUGUGGUUGGCUCUUCAGUUGUGGUAGUAGUAGGUUCAGUUGGUGGUGUUGUAGAUUUUGUGGUUGUGGUUGGCUCUUCGGUUGUGGUAAUAGGUUCAGUUGGUGGUGUUGUAGAUUGUGUGGUUGUGGUUGGCUCUUCAGUUGUUGUGGUAGUAGUGGGUUCAGUUGGUGGUGUUGUAGAUUGUGUGGUUGUGGUUGGCUCUUCAGUUGUGGUAGUAGUAGGUUCAGUUGGUGGUGUUGUAGUUUUUGUGGUUGUGGUUGGCUCUUCGGUUGUGGUAGUAGGUUCAGUCGGUGGUGUUGUAGAUUGUGUGGUUGUGGUUGGCUCUUCAGUUGUUGUUGUAGUAGUGGGUUCAGUUGGUGGUGUUGUAGAUUGUGUGGUUGUGGUUGGCUCUUCAGUUGUGGUAGUAGUGGGUUCAGUUGGUGGUGUUGUAGAUUGUGUGGUUGUGGUUGGCUCUUCAGUUGUGGUAGUAGUAGGUUCAGUUGGUGGUGUUGUAGAUUUUGUGGUUGUGGUUGGCUCUUCGGUUGUGGUAGUAGUAGGUUCAGUUGGUGGUGUUGUAGAUUGUGUGGUUGUGGUUGGCUCUUCAGUUGUUGUUGUAGUAGUGGGUUCAGUUGGUGGUGUUGUUCUUUUUUGUCCUUCUCUCUUGAAAGCGCACACGCAGCUUCGAAAUAUCAUUAUUAAAGUUAGGAAGUUGUUUAAGAAGAAGUAG
Molecule: messenger RNA, 2328 nt
Organism: Perca fluviatilis (European perch)
Lineage: Eukaryota; Metazoa; Chordata; Actinopteri; Perciformes; Percidae
Exons: 3
Coding region: 1-2328 (775 amino acids)
Source: RefSeq, a predicted model, not a curated record